GAGCCAGUCAGUGAAAAAAACGACCACUGGACAAGGCAGCAGCACUGGCAACCGCCGUCUCUUUGUUCUGUACUGGCUUUGACAACAACAAAAAAAGUGAUAUUUAAACAUUUUGUUCCUCCAUGCCAUCGCGAAGAUAUAUAGAGAUGGACUCACACAGGACGGAGUACAUGGAUCGUUUUGGGUCCCACGCAAAGAGGAGGCGGCAUGACAGCGAACAGUCUGUCUCCAGUGGAACCAGCAACUGUUCCUCCGCUCUGGAGUACACGGACCUGGAGGCGGCCGAAGCAUUGGUGUGUAUGAGCUCAUGGGGUCAGGGCCACUUCCUCGCCAGCAACAGGCCGAGCCCCUGCAAGCCCAGACCCCUCACCCCGGCUUCGGACUCUUGUGACUCCCUCUUGCCGCCAGAACUCCCAGAACCCCCAAAGGACUUUGUGUCCCUCUCUUCCUUGUGUAUGACCCCCCCUCACAGCCCCAGUUUUGUUGAGACUUCAACAUCCAACUCUUCGCUACAGUCAACCUCCGGCCUGGCUGUGUCCUCACAACGCUGUGGGCUCCAUCACCCCGGCCUGGCACCCAUCGCUGAAAAGACCACCUCCCUGCCCCCUCCGUCACAGCCAUGCCGAGCCAUGGCGACGAGCGUCAUCCGCCACACCGCAGACAGCACCCCCUGCCAACACCACAUUCCAAUGGCCCCUAAUCCACAGAAAACUAGAGAUACUGUCAUGGCUGCAGCAGUAUGCCAGCAGCAACAACACAUUACAAAGACUGAGCAGAUAACCACACUUCCAUCUCCUGCUCCUCUCACACCCACAUUGUCCACGUCAAAGACAGAGCAGCAGGUCAGUCCCUCAAAACCCUGUUUGGACAGUGUCCCCACGCCCGCUCCUGUCUACACCCAACUGUUACACAGCCCACCCACUCCCCCUGCUCCUGCAACCAUGUCCCCGCCUCCAGUCACCAGCCCUCAAAUAAUCUGCCAGAUGUUCCCUGUCAGCAGCCAAUCGGGUAUAAUCUCAGCUUUCAUCCCCAGUGCAUCCAGUACUGGCAUUCGGACCGCCAACACUCCCAUCCUUCCCCAGCCCGCCUCAGCUAACACCGCCUCUGUCCAGCAGCCCCUAAUUAUGGGCUCAGCAAUGCCCCAGGGCACAGUGAUGCUGGUUCUCCCUCAGACCUCUAUGUCUCAGCCCUCUCACUGCCCUCAGACUGUCAUGACCCUGGGCAACACUAAGCUGCUACCUCUGGCUCCAGCCCCUGUGUAUGUGCCAGCGGGGCCCAGCGGCAGUGCCACAGCCACAAAGAUGGACUUUUCCCGCAGGAGAAACUACGUCUGCAACUUCCCAGGCUGUAGGAAGACGUACUUCAAGAGCUCACACCUCAAGGCUCAUCUUCGGACACACACAGGUGAGAAACCUUUUAGCUGCAGCUGGGACGGCUGUGAUAAGAGGUUCGCCCGCUCCGACGAGCUCUCCCGUCACCGGCGUACACACACCGGUGAGAAGAAAUUUGUGUGCCCCGUGUGCGACCGGCGUUUCAUGCGCAGCGAUCACCUCACCAAACACGCCCGGCGCCACAUGACCACAAAGAAAAUUCCCUCUUGGCAGGCUGAUGUUCGGAGCCUGAACAAAAUGGCUGCUGGCAAAACACCAUACUCAAAACCUGGCCUUGCCACAAUAAGCAUGCUGGUACCUGCAGGCUCUAAGUAGACAAUGAACACUGCCAUCCUACCCACUCCCAAGAUACCACAGGGACACUAGGAGCAGCCCAGCACACCAGGCUGCUGCUAUUUUACUCACGGGAAUAAAAGAAAAACAUGCACUGGACUCUUUUUUUUCUCCUCUCUACUGCUCAUGUGUAGAUUAUUUUUGUUUACUUUUACAUAAUUGAUAAUAUGUAUGCACUCUUGCCAAAGCCUUUUUAUGAAGUUUGUCUUAUACAUUUCAUUUUCUUCACCCUUCCUACAUCUUUUUUCUUUGUCGUGUUAAUUUCUGAUAUAUAUGUCUAUGUGAAUGUCUUGUAUGUUGUACUAUGAGAUGCAUUUAUGUCAUAUUUGGGAAAAUGUAAACAUGAAAAAAUUAUGUAAAUAUGAAUAUGAAUCAUCAAUAUUAUGAUUAUACCUUGAUUAUAUCUACCUGUCUAACUUUUCAUAUUAUUUAAUACA
Messenger RNA from Scomber scombrus (Atlantic mackerel), 2161 nucleotides. RefSeq names its product Kruppel like factor 11b (gene klf11b). Gene Ontology annotation, biological process: regulation of transcription by RNA polymerase II. The coding region runs from base 123 to 1706 and encodes 527 amino acids. Lineage: Eukaryota; Metazoa; Chordata; Actinopteri; Scombriformes; Scombridae. The record is from RefSeq and is a predicted model, not a curated record. Gene Ontology annotation, molecular function: DNA-binding transcription factor activity, RNA polymerase II-specific; RNA polymerase II cis-regulatory region sequence-specific DNA binding. The transcript has 4 exons.